AUGCAACAGGCUCUUGUUGUUGGACUAUGGGAGGUUGCCAUCCUGUUUGUUGUCGGAGUAGGCUUUGGAUGGCCUAUAUUCGAUUAUUUCCGGGACCCUAAAAGGCUUCGUCGGUUCAGUGCUCCUAGUAUCGCGGGCUUCACCAACCUUUGGAUGAUGAAACAUCAGUGGUUCCAUAAUCGAGCAAAAGCUACCCACGAAGCUCAUAAGCGGUUGGGAAAAAUCGUCCGUGUCGGCCCAAAUCAUGUCUCCUUCGUCUCACGUCAGGCAGUCAAGGAUAUCUACGGCCAUGGCAGUCCAGCUACCAAGGAUAAAUUCUACAUGCAAUUUACUGGGACUCACGAGAGCAGCUUGGACACUACGGAUCGACAGGUCCACGGCGAAAAACGAAAGCGCUUGGCAGCUGCCUUUGCACAGAAGAAUAUCGUCGAUAUGGAGCACGUGGUUAUCGAGGAUACGCAGAAGCUUCUGAAGAGAUUCGAUCAGACAGCUGCCACUAGAGAGACCAUCGACGUCUCGUGGUUCAUUAACUUGUUCCUCUUUGAUAUGACCGGCGACCUUGUCUUCAGCCAUCAUUUGGGUUGUGUCGAGAGAGGGGAUGAUAUGAUGCUGGCUCAGAAGCUUGAUGGGACUGUAUAUGAGGUCCAUCCUGUCUCCGAUGUGCGCAAAUCCCUACGCAUCGGUUCUUCUCUUGGGUGGUACACGCCGCUGUACCAUCUUAAUAAGCGCCUUACCGCAUGGCAUGAAGGCUGGACCGGGGGAUCUAACUGGACGGCCAUCGUUCUUCAUAUGGUUCGAACUCGCCUAGAAAAGGAGAAAGAGGGCAAAGAGUUGAACGAUUUCUUCAAGGCCUUACUCUGGACCAAAGACCACGAACCCCUGGGCCUGGAAAUUGGAGAGCUGGUUGCGGAGUGCUCCCUUCUUUUGCUUGCUGGUUCGGAUACAGCUACAAUCGCUCUCGUCAGCACCAUUUUCCUGCUCACGAAAUGGCCUGAAGCAGCGGCAAAGUUGAGGAAAGAGCUCGACGACGCCAUUGAUGAGACGGAAGUUGUGCCUGCCUACGACGCGGUAAAGAACCUCCCCUACCUCCGUGCUGUUCUCGAUGAAACGAUGCGCAUGCGGCCUUCUCUUCCUGGUGGACUGCCCCGCUUCACGCCUCCUGAGGGCAUGAUGAUUGAAGGAGAAUGGAUCCCUGGAAACACUACCGUCUCCGUCCCAACAUGGUCUCUGCAUCAUAGCCCCGAGUACUUCAAAGACCCCGAGGUAUUCAAGCCCGAGCGAUGGCUCGCAGAAGAUGCCGCCGAGCUCCAGUCGACUUUCAUCCCCUUCUCCGCAGGUGGCCGUGCGUGUACUGGCCGAAAUGUAUCUUACCUGGAGCUCCUCGUUUCUAUAGCUACAUUGGCACGCCGUUAUGAGUUCGAAUUCGUGGAGCCGGGAUUCGAGCUUCAGACAGCGGACACUGUCAAUGCCCACCCUCUUGCUAUGCCGAUGAAGAUCCGUCGACGCAAUCUCAGCCCUGACAUUACAGAUUUAUUCGAUGCCAGACAGGUCUUACAUUGUUAA
Molecule: messenger RNA, 1563 nt
Organism: Amorphotheca resinae ATCC 22711
Lineage: Eukaryota; Fungi; Ascomycota; Leotiomycetes; Helotiales; Amorphothecaceae
Exons: 3
Coding region: 1-1563 (520 amino acids)
Molecular function (GO): iron ion binding; heme binding; oxidoreductase activity, acting on paired donors, with incorporation or reduction of molecular oxygen
Source: RefSeq, a predicted model, not a curated record